UAUUAUCAAUAAAAGUGAUUUGUCCGUCACAUGGUAAUUCGUUUCGUUUAAAAGUUUUAAUAUUUAUUUUUUAAACUACGCUUAACAUUAACAGAUUUUGUUUAACUUUAAUUUUGAUAAAACAUUAUUAGUACUCGUAAACAGUUAAUAACAAUACCUACAUUUAACAAUGCCAACCUCUUGUUGUGUACGAGGUUGCAAGAGUAAGGGCAAUGGUAAAAUUAAGUAUUUCAGAUUUCCAAAGGAUGAAAACCGUAGACUACAAUGGAUACAAGCACUUCACAGAGAAAACUUUGUUCCUACAAAUAAUACUUUGAUUUGUGAAGCACAUUUUACUACUAAUGAUUAUCAAAAAAGGCCUGAUCUUAUUAAAUUAACUAAUACAGCUGUUCCAAGUAUUUUCAAUAAUCAGGAUAACGAAACACAGAAUACUUCUCAUAAAAGAGUGACUAUGGAUUCAGAAUUAAAAUCCUCUCGAUUGCCUGCAAGGAAACGUCAUAGUAAUUUAUCAGACCAUACUUAUGUGCUAAAACUUCCUGAGGAACCAAUUGUAUCUGAAGAUAAAGGUUUUCAAAAGACAAUUACUCCAUCAAAACAUGUAGUUCAUACUUUACAUGCCGGUGAAUCGCAUAUGUCAGAUGUAUCCAAAUCAAAUAUACAAACAUUAAAAAAUAUUGAAAAUUCUGGCUGUGAAAUACCUGAUAAUGUUAAAAUCACUAUUCAACCCUCACAGAAAAAUUGGGAAAACAUUGCAAUGACACAAAAAAAAACUAUACAUGAUUUAAGAAAAAAAGUAAAAGUUCUAAAUCAAAAAAUUAGACGUUAUGGCUCAACAAUUGACUAUUUAAAGGGACAAUUGGACAUAAUGAUUCGGUUUUGAAAUCAAAUAUCUAUAAUUAAUAUGAUUACAAAUGUUUAAAGGAUUUCAAUUUUAAAGUUGAAUUUAUAAAAUUAGAAUUAUCAAAAAUUAAACGACAUCUAUAUUAUGUUACUUUUAAAACAAUCAUAAAUUAAUAUAAUAACUAUUAAAA
Messenger RNA from Aphis gossypii (cotton aphid), 1031 nucleotides. Its product is annotated as THAP domain-containing protein 2-like. The record is from RefSeq and is a predicted model, not a curated record. Gene Ontology annotation, molecular function: sequence-specific DNA binding. The transcript has 4 exons. The coding region runs from base 170 to 880 and encodes 236 amino acids. Lineage: Eukaryota; Metazoa; Arthropoda; Insecta; Hemiptera; Aphididae.